This is a messenger RNA of Loxodonta africana (African savanna elephant), 3822 nucleotides long. It is a transcript of the gene ITGAE, whose product is annotated as integrin subunit alpha E. Lineage: Eukaryota; Metazoa; Chordata; Mammalia; Proboscidea; Elephantidae. The record is from RefSeq and is a predicted model, not a curated record. Gene Ontology annotation, biological process: cell adhesion mediated by integrin; integrin-mediated signaling pathway; cell-cell adhesion. The transcript has 31 exons. The coding region runs from base 98 to 3640 and encodes 1180 amino acids. Gene Ontology annotation, cellular component: integrin complex; external side of plasma membrane. Gene Ontology annotation, molecular function: integrin binding.
UCCUGGCCGCCCAGCUGAGAGGAGGGGAAGCAGAGGGCUGAGGCCCACCUCUAGCUCCCGUCAGUUUCACAGCGCGGCUCCCUUGGCUCCAGCCGGGAUGUGGCUCUUCCACACUCUGCUCUACAUGACCAGCCUGUCUCCCUUGGUGGGCUUCAAUGUGGAUGUGGCCCAGACCUGGGUCACGCCAGAGGGCGCGCCUUUUGUGCUCAGCUCCCUUCUGCAUCAAGACACCAGCACCAACCAGACCUGGCUACUCGUCACCAGCCCUAGAGCCAAUGGGUCAGCAGGGCCCCUGCAUCGAUGUUCCCUCAUCCUGGGUGAGAUCCUCUGUCAGCCAGUAGAGCAUGGCCUCAUCCCAAAAGGGAGACAUCAAGGAGUGACGGUUGUCCGGAACCACCAUGGUGUUUUGAUUUGCAUUCAAGAAAAAACCCGGAAGUCCCACAGCCUCAGCCCAGAGCUCACAGGGACCUGCAGCCUACUGGCUCCCAACUUCUACCCCCGGGCCCAGGCCUACUUCAUCGACCUUGAAAAUCUCCUGGACCCAGAUGUACAUGUGGAUGCUGGAGACUGCUACAGGAACAAAAAAAGCAGCAUAGAGGGGAAUGAGAACUCAGCCAGGUGGCGCCGGGCACUGGAGGAGGUUGAAGAGGAGGAAGAGGAAGCUGGCACUGAGAUCGCCAUUAUCUUGGAUGGCUCAGGAAGCAUUGAUCCCCCAGACUUCCAGAAAGCCAAAGACUUUAUCUCCAACAUGAUGAGGACCAUCUAUGACAAGUGCUUUGAGUGCAGCUUUGCCCUGGUGCAAUAUGGGGGAGUGAUCCAGACUGAGUUUGAUCUUCGGGACAGCCAGGAUGUGAUGGCCUCCCUUGCCAGAGUCCAGAACAUCAUUCAAGUAAAGAAUGUCACCAAGACGGCCUCAGCCAUGCAGCACGUCCUAGACAACAUCUUCACACCAAGCCAUGGCUCCAGAAAAAAGGCAGCCAAGGUCAUGGUGGUGCUCACCGAUGGGGACGUAUUCCAGGACCCCCUCAACCUCACAACUGUCAUCAACUCCCCAAAGAUGCAGGGUGUUGAACGCUUUGCCAUCGGGGUGGGGGAUGCGUUUAAUAAGGAACAGUCUGACAGAGAACUGAAGCUGAUCGCCUCAGACCCCGAUGAGACUCAUGCCUUCAAGGUGACCAACUACACGGCACUGGGUGGGCUGCUGAGCAAACUGCAGCAAAGUAUCAUCCACACGGAAGGUGCGAGCGGAGAUGCCCUUCACUUCCAGCUGGCACAGACUGGGUUCAGCGCCCAGAUCCUGGAUGAGGAGCAGGUGCUGCUUGGCGCAGUCGGUGCCUUUGACUGGUCGGGGGGCGCGCUGCUCUACGACACACGCAGCCGUCGGGGUCGCUUCCUGAGGCAGAGGAUGGUGGACACCAAGGCUGCGCAGUACAGCUACCUGGGUUACUCGCUGGCGGUGCUGCACAGGGCCUGUGGUCGCUCCUUUGUGGCGGGUGCUCCACGGCACAAACAGCACGGCGCUGUGUUUGAGCUCCAGAAGGAAGGCACAGAGGCCAUCUUCCUUCCAGUGCUGGAGGGAGAGCAGAUGGGGUCCUAUUUUGGCGCUGAGCUGUGCCCUGUGGACAUCGACAUGGAUGGGACCACGGACUUCUUGCUGGUGGCGGCUCCAUUUUACCAUGUUCACUGGGAAGAAGGCAGAGUCUACUUGUACCGCUUGAAUCAGCAGCAUGGCUCCUUCUCCUUGGCACACACACUGAGGGGGCACCCCGAGUUCACCAAUGCCCGAUUUGGCUUUGCCAUGGCGGUUGUAGGCGACAUCAGUCAGGAUAAGCUCACAGAUGUGGCCAUUGGGGCCCCCCUGGAGGGGGCUGACGAUGGUGUCAGCUUCGGCAGCAUGUACAUCUACAAUGGACGCCAGGACGGCCUCUCCGCCAGCCCUUCGCAGAGAAUCAGUGCCUCUGCGGUGGGCCCAGGACUCCACUACUUCGGCAUGUCCCUGGCCGGUGGCUUCGAUUUCAGUGGCGACGGCCUUGCUGACAUCACCGUGGGCACUCUGGGCCGGGCGGUUGUGCUGCGCUCAAGACCUGUGGUUCACCUGAAGGUGUCUGUGAACUUCAGCCCGGAGGCACUGCCCAUUGGCUUCAACGGCAGUGUGAAUGUGCAUUUGUGCUUUGAAAUCAGCUCUGGGACCCCAGCCACUGAGACAGGCCUCCGAGAGACAUCUCUUAACUUCACAUUGGAUGUGGAUGUGAUGAAGCAGAGGAAGAGGCUGCAGUGUUUGGAUGUGAAAACUUGUCUGAGCACUUUUAAGGAGUGGAGCAAUGGGUCCCGUCUCUGCGAGCGCUUCCAGCUCCUCCCCACGGAGGGAGAGCUCUAUGAGGAGGAUCGCUUCUCCAACAUCAGUGUCAAGGUCAGCUACCAACUCCAGACCCCCAAGACCCACAGGGACCAUCUCUAUCCCAUCCUGGACCUCUACACUGAACCCUCUGCCAUCUUCCAGCUGCCCUACGAGAAGGCCUGCAAGGAUAAGCUGUUUUGUGAAGCUAAGUUACAGUUGACCACCACCAUCUCUCAGGAGGAAUUGGUGGUAGGUCUCACCAAGGAGCUGACUAUGAACAUGAAUGUAACUAACGCUGGGGAAGAUUCCUACAUGACAAACCUGACUUUGACAUACCCCAGAAACUUACAGUUUAAAAGGAUACAAAAGCCUCCCUCUCCAAAUAUUCAGUGUGAUGACCCUAAGCCAGUUGCAUCUAUCCUGGUCAUGAACUGCAAGAUCGGUCACCCCAUAUUCAAGAGGUCGUCUGCAGACAUUUUGGUAGUUUGGCAGCUGGAGGAGAAAGCCUUUCCCAACAGGACAGCAGACAUCACUGUGACGAUCACCAAUUCCAAUGAAAGAAGUUCUUUGCCUUUGCCUGGUAAGACCACCCUUCGAUUCAAGCAUGCCUUCAUUGCAGUUCUCACCAAACCAUCGGUGAUGUACAUGCUCACAAGCCAGAGGCUUUCUGACCACAAAGAAUUCCUCUUCAAUAUACAUGGGGAAAAUCUCUUUGAAGCCAAAUUCCAGUUGCAAAUUUGUGUUCCAAUCAAAAUACAAGGGUUUCAGGUUGUAAGAGUGAUCAACCUGACAAAGACUCAGGCCUACACUGCGUGCGCUCAGAGUCAGGAGCGCGUUUGUGGAAGCGACCCGGUUCAGCACGUGGAAGAAUGGCAUUCGGUGAACUGCACCAUCACUUCGGAUAAAGAGAAUGUAACCGUGGCUGCAGAGCUCUCCUUCAAUCAGUCUGCGCAGUUACUAAGAGAUGUGACUGAACUGCAGAUCCUUGGUGAAAUAUCUUUCAACAGAUCUCUGUAUGAGGGGCUGAAUGCAGAGAACCACAGAACUAAGAUCACUGUUGUCCUUCUGAAAGAUGAGAAGUACCAUCUUCUGCCCGUCAUCAUUGGAAGCAGCGUUGGUGGCCUUCUGGUUUUGACUAUGAUUAUAGUCAUCCUAUUCAAGUGUGGCUUUUUUAAAAGAAAAUAUCAGCAAUUGAACUUGGAAAGCAUGAGGAGGGCCCAGCUGAAAUCAGAGGAUCUGUUUACAGAAGAAGAUUCGGAGCUGCUUCCUCAUCCUUUGGGAGAAACCAGUAGCAGACCCUAGAACUUCUAGAGACCCAGUGCCAUAUUGAUCACUUUUUCCCUUCAGGAUUACCUAGAGCAGCAUUUCACAAAUUGUAUGUAGAAUAUUGUUUUCAACCAUGCACUGUCCAAAAAGUGGCUGUGCCUUGGAAAACUUGGGAAACAUUUGGUUUCAAAUAAAGUUAAACUGUUUUUGUAUAACAA